This is a messenger RNA of Fibroporia radiculosa, 600 nucleotides long. RefSeq lists its product as uncharacterized. The coding region runs from base 1 to 600 and encodes 199 amino acids. The record is from RefSeq and is a predicted model, not a curated record. The transcript is spliced from 3 exons. NCBI's taxonomy places the organism in Eukaryota, Fungi, Basidiomycota, Agaricomycetes, Polyporales, Fibroporiaceae.
AUGACGAUUGAUAUCCACUUUUUGUGUCCCCCAAGUUUUGUGCUUGUUCCCGUUGAGCUCAUUAUCCUACACAUUUUCCAUCUGGCGCCUACACUCAACCCCGAGCCCUUAGCUCUCUCGACGACGACAAUUCCAGCGAUGACGACGACACCCACACCUCAACUUCCAACAUUAGGGAUACCAUCAGCAACAACGUUGAGAGCACCUUCUCGCCCCUUCCCGAUAGGGUCCCCCAUCAUCCUGCUCUGCGUGCCAGUCCUUGAAUGCAUGAACCUCUCUGCAAAAGACAAGAAUGGUCUUAGGGAUCCGUUCGUUAUCGUCUCGCUGCUCGGGGACAGAUACCAAACCCCUGUUGUCAAGAAGUGCUUGAGCACCGUGUAUGCGCCGAAAGAUGCGACGUUCGAUUUUCCCAUAUACCUGUCUCUCCCCAACCACGCCGCCGUCUCGGUCAUCUCACCUCACCUCACUUCGCGCUCGCUGUCCCCCCUCCUCGCUCACUCGCCUCUCGCCACCAUCUCGCCUCUUGCCCACUUUCAUUACCACCGCCGUCGCCCACUUACCCACCCUCUUACGCUAUCGUCUCGUGCAGGGAGACGAUGA